This is a messenger RNA of Stylophora pistillata, 1369 nucleotides long. RefSeq lists its product as uncharacterized. The record is from RefSeq and is a predicted model, not a curated record. NCBI's taxonomy places the organism in Eukaryota, Metazoa, Cnidaria, Anthozoa, Scleractinia, Pocilloporidae.
CAGGCCUAACUCUGCACAAAAAUUAACUCCCAUUGAAUUUGAAAUUUCCAUUGAAUUGUUGAUAUUUUAUACCGGCGUCAGUAGUCGAGAUAACAUAAAUGGCUAUGGAUGUAAGGAAACUUAAUAAGUCACAUUACGAUAGAGGGAAGAAACUCUACCCACCAGCAAUGGGCCAGCGAGAAGAGAAAUACUUUCCAAUCAUAACAAAAAAUUAUUCUUAUGGAAAAGAGAGGAAAACGAUGACAAGAUCCUUUGAUCAACUGUGUCGACAAGAAAAAAGCAAAGGGACUUCAAAUCAACAGAAGAACGCAUUUCGUCUGCCCAAGAUCAAUGUGAAACGAGAAUCGUUCAGUGUUUGCCAAAGAUGCCAUUCUCGUGAUAAUCUUUACAAAAGAAGCAAAUUUGAGAAUAGCUCGUCUUCAUUGAACUCAUUUGCGGCGAAAAAGGUCACCUUUCAAGACACGGUGAAGUUGCCAGGAGAUGGGCCUGACUCGAAUUCCUCUCAAAGGCUCUUACAGUCGCUACGAAUUCUUGACCUCGACGUAUCGGGAAAAAAAUCCAAGUUUCAGCGAGAUAACAGUUUAAGAAUUUGUCCCGUGGAGCUAUUACCAAGACCCACAAGGAAUAUAAUCAGAAAGGAAACAAUUACCUUGUCAAAGCCUGGGAUCAAAGCUACAUAUCCCACGCUACAACUGUCAACUAUCGAUAAAAACGCAAUUUUCACUUUUUCGCCGUCUCCAUCACUGAGCUUCGAGUCUUUAGAUUCUAUAAUAGGAGGGCCGCGCACCCUGACGCAACAACCGCCAGAUAUUUUCUCCUCUCGUUCACCCUCAGAACUUGAGCUUACACCUCUGUCAACCCCAUAGUGCUUCAAUAAAAAAGGAAUCUCUUAACUUGUGACGAUUCAGGGAGAUACUUAUUCGAGAAUUGCAAGUUAUAUUGAAAAAAAAUCUUAAUUUGUGAACUUCGAGUGUCCUUUUUCUUUUUUCCUUCUGUUUUCCAUUGAGUUAAACUAGAAUCUGUCUUGAAGAGAGAUGGUAAAUACUAAGACUUUCAGAUUUUGCGAUUGAAUGCUAAACCAAAUAGGCAAGAAAGACUCGCUUGAGAUGAAGGCCAUAACCAGCGUCUGGUAUCUUCUCUGUUCUGAUACUUACAUUUAAUUUUAUUUUGAAAAUGAAUCUGACUUUGGAAACUAUUACUUGUGGAAAUUUGAAAUGUGCGGUGCAGUGAGGAAAGGGUAAACGAUUAUACCAAAGUUUGAGACCGUUGUGAUAAUCAAUUUGAGGGAGUAAUUCAACACGGAUAUCUUGUUGUUGAGGAACACUAGAGUUCUACUUUUCAUCUAGAAUACAAAACUGAAUACACAAAC